AUGAGGUUCUUCAGGAAUGAUAUCAUUGUCGGCGUUGAAAUACGAUUCGAAGAAAUGCGUUUUCCAGCUGUUACUAUCUGCAAUAUUAAUCCGUACAAAAAUUCUCUAGCUCGUGAAUCGCCUCCAAUUAGAAGCGCCGUGAGUUCAUCCUUUGGUCGUUCGUAG
Messenger RNA from Cooperia oncophora, 165 nucleotides. The record is from the annotation of a GenBank genome assembly. NCBI's taxonomy places the organism in Eukaryota, Metazoa, Nematoda, Chromadorea, Rhabditida, Trichostrongylidae.